UAGUGUGAAGUGACGGUAAUAAGGUGUGGUGUGAAGUAGUGGUAAUAAUUCUUAAGUGUAUAGUGGUGGUAAUUAAUGGUGUGAAGUGACAGUAAUAUUGUUCUUGAUUUGAACGUUAUAGGAUAAAGUGCAUUGACUUGACUAUGGCGUGCUGUGGCCGAGCCCUUCCCACCAUUUUUUUGCAACUCAAUCUCAUAUUAAUGAUGUACGCGGGCGCGGGUUUCGCGACGGCAGCACGUUUGAAGUGGGACCCGAGUACGUACGUGCCUCUUCGAGAGUUGUUACCGCACGAGUACCGCGCCGCUGCUGCAUUGCUGCUUGCCGCGAGCAUUGUCCUAUUCCUGCUGGCACAUCUAGCACUUGCGGCAUUGUAUUCACGUCGUGCUAGAAGACUGUUACUUGUUAUGUAUGGCUGCGUGAUGGUGAUGAUGGUGAGCGCCCAGACGGCGUGGGGCUGGUGGACAGGUGUGCGGCUAGCGGGCUGGGCGCACUCAGCACAGGCGGAUGAUCUGCGCCACGCGAUGCGCCUACGCGAGCAUUUAGCGCCGCUGCUGCAAGACCUGGCGCAGUGGCACCCUCUACCGCAAAAACUCAACACUAUUAUCAAGGAAGCAGAGGAGGACGCGCCGCGGAACGGAUACGUGGCUGUGUCCGCAUUAGCUGUGUUCCUGGUAAUACAGCCCGCCGCAGCCGCUGUGGCCCUCAUAUUGGCCGCACGGACACAACCCCCGCAAAUUGACGACCAAAAUCAUAGCGUCAGCACAAGUUUGGACAGCGAGAGGCGACCUCUGCGAGCGGCGUACAAGAAUGGACGACUUGUUAUGAUAUAAAUCAUGUUGUUGAUGGACUCAUAAGUUCUCACUUUCGAAAAAACCUGUACAAAAAUAUCUUAGUUAUGCAUAAAAUCAUAAUACAAUGAGUAAGAGCGAUGUUUGACUCAUUCAUAAUGAAAAGAUAUGGUAACUAUUUUUUAGGUUAUAAAAAUAGGAACAUUUUGAUAUUGUAUACUCUGUACCAUCGAUAUUAUUUUUUUAGUUUAUAUUUUGAAGAUUAGAUUGUCGACAUCGACUAUAACUUUGCACACUUUUGCAUACAUGUAAAAUUUAUUUGUAAAUUAAAGUGUUUUUAAAGUUAUAUCGUGUUCCAAUGCUCAUUUAAUUUCAAAUUUGAAUAUGUACGAAAUAACUAAUUUAGUUCUGUGGUAAUUUCUUAAAUACGAAUUGAGUUAAAUGUAACUAAACUGUAAUGUUAAGACUGUGUUGUUAAUUAUGUUUUUGUAUACGAGAUGUUUAUUUUCUGUCAUUCUGUUACGUUUACACUAUGAAAAUGUAAAUUUAAAUAAAGCUGUUUAAUUAAGGAAUUUAGUUUAUAAGA
Messenger RNA from Papilio polytes (common Mormon), 1374 nucleotides. RefSeq lists its product as uncharacterized. The transcript is spliced from 5 exons. The coding region runs from base 144 to 830 and encodes 228 amino acids. Lineage: Eukaryota; Metazoa; Arthropoda; Insecta; Lepidoptera; Papilionidae. The record is from RefSeq and is a predicted model, not a curated record.